AUGGAUAUCUAUGGACAGGCAAAACAUUUCAAGCAUGUCAUGAAUAAUCGCCGGACCAUGUUUGUUGGCUCGACUUCUGGCCAUGCUCAUAACGGUGCCUCAUCUUCUGGCCAUGCCCUUAACGGUGCCUCGACUUCUGGCCAUGCCCUUAACGGUGCCUCGACUUCUGGCCAUGCCCUUAUCGGUGCAUCGUCUUCUGGCCAUGCCCUUAACGGUGCCUCGACUUCUGGCCAUGCCCUUAUCGAGGCCUCGUCUUCUGGCCAUGCCCUUAACGAUGCCUCGACUUCUGGCCAUGCCCUUAUCGAGGCCUCGUCUUCUGGCCAUGCCCUUAACGGUGCCUCGACUUCUGGCCAUGCCCUUAUCGAGGCCUCGUCUUCUGGCCAUGCCCUUAACGGUGCCUUGACUUCUGGCCAUGCCCUUAUCGAUGCUUCUGGCCAUGCCCUUAACGAUGCCUCUGGCCAUAGCCUAUACGAUGACUUGAUGUUUGGCUAUGGCUUUCAAAAGCCAGAAACGCCCACGUCCGAGGAUGAUUUGUUGAUGAAUAUUCUAUACCCACAAAUCCCAAACAGAAACAUGUUACAAGAGCUUGGCCUACAAGUGAACACACCCCAAGAAGAACAAAACUAUCAAAUGAACAAUUUCAACCAACAAACCUCGAACAUGAACAUGAGCAUGAACACAAUCAAUGAGGAUAAUCCACCCGAGAUUGGACAAAUCCCCGUCGAUGUGGAAGAAAUGUGGGAAGACAUUAGGGGGGCCGAAAGAGAAUUUGAUGAAGUGGAGGCGGUCGAAGCACACAAUGAAGAACAAGUUAUCACCACUGGCAAACGCAAGCGUAAAACAUACCGUCGCCAUAGCCGUGAACAAAUUGAAGCAUUGGAGAGCUUUUACAAGAACAUUCCUAAUCCUAAUAAGAGACAAAGGCAACUCUUAGGCCAUGAAAUAGGAAUGGAGCAUUUGCAAGUUAAAUUUUGGUUUCAAAACAAACGAACCCAAUCUAAGACGACCAAUGAACGUAACGUGAUCUCUCAAUUGUCUAAGGAUAAUGAAAGGCUUAAGUUCGAGGUUAUGAGGUAUAAUGAAGCCCUCGAGAAAGCUAAAACUACAUGUCCUAUUUGUGGCGGACCUAAGCCAUGUGACAAUACAAGCGAGUUAUUGUUGUCCGAGCACAAUUUACAUGCCCAUAAUGCGCAUAUUGAGAAGACUACUAACAAUAUCUCUAGUGGAAGGGCGAAUCAUAACAUCGCGCAAAGGCAGCCACCAACGAGACAAGUUGACAUAGUUAAUGCACCACCCUCGAGCAAUGUUAGUAAGUAUCCGUGGGGCGAUCAGCCGAACAAGAAUAUGAUUGUGCGUCUAGCAAAUGUAGCGAUGGAUGAACUCGAUAAAUUGGCCCAAAUUGGAUAUCCUAUGUGGACUCAAAGUGUUGGUGACGAGUUGAACGAGUUGAACGAGUUGAACGAGACAGAGUACAAAAAGGUUUUGGAAAUCAAUUUAGGUCCUCAUAUUGAGAAUCUCAAAUGCGAGUCCUCUCGUCAUUCCAAAGGAUUCUACAUUAAUCCCUUAGAUCUUAUUGAUAUUUUAUUGGAUAUGAAAAAAUGGAAGAGAUUCUUCCAUGCCAUUGUCGCUAAAGCUUCGACUAUGGAAGUUUGGUCAACAGGAACCGAAGGCACUCGUGACGGGGCCUUACAAAUGAUAAACGUAGAAUUGCAUGCACUUUCUCCUUUAGUUCCUACUCGCAAAAACAUGUUAGCAAGGUAUUGCAAGAAAUUUGGAGAAGGAAGGUGGGGAAUAGUCGACUUUUCUGUUGACUUUGUUCGAUCAGCCGAUGAAAUUAAAUGUCGAAAAAGGCCUUCCGGAUGCAUAAUUGAAGUUAUGGGCAAUGGAGUCACAAGAGUAACGUGGAUAGAACAUGUCGAAGUGGACGACAGUAAUGUUCAUGUGUUUUAUAAACCUCUCGUCAAUUCCAGAUUAGCAUUCGGUGCCAAACGUUGGCUAAGCAUUCUCGGGAAGCAAACCGAUCGGCUCGGUUUUUUCCAAUCCACCUUACUACCCCAUAAUGACACAAUGGUCACAAGUUUAGUAGCAAAAAGGAACAUCACUAAGUUGGCACAAAGAAUGGUAGAAGGCUAUAAUGUGGCAGUGAGUUCUGCCGUUGAUAAACCUUGGAGUUUAGUCGAAAAUACGGCUGUGCCAUUGCGUUUGCCGGUACCAAAUCAAACUCGAGUUAUCGUUUGUCGGAAUACCACCAAUCCUAAUCUUCCGUUAGGGAUUGUGUUGAGCGCUUCCAAUUCCUUUUGGCUUCCUGCCCCGCCAAAAGAUGUAUUUGAUUUUCUUCGCAAUAAGGAGACAAGGAGCAAAUGGGAUCUUAUUUCAAACCAUUCAAAUCUCGAAGAAAUUUCAUGCUUGGUUCUUGGAAGAGACGACAAUAGUCACAUCUCAAUGUUAAAAAUGAAUGAGGAAGUAGUAAUCUUGCAAGAAAUAAAUUGGGAUCCUUUGGAAGCUUAUCUUAUUUUUGCCCCAAUCGAUAUUCAAUCACUCAACAUGGCGAUGAACGGUGGAGACUCCGAAUAUGUGUCCGUGCUUUCCUCCGGUUUUGUGGUGGUUCCCGAUGGUCCGGAGGCCAAUGGCUCUUUAGUAACGACGUCUUUUCAGUUUUUGGUUGAUAUUUGUCCGACUGCGAUGGUGAAGGAGGAAUAUAUCCAAAUUGUUACCAAUUUGGUUAACGAAACCAUGAAUAAUUUGAAGACGAGGUUUUCGAAUUAG
Molecule: messenger RNA, 2766 nt
Organism: Impatiens glandulifera
Lineage: Eukaryota; Viridiplantae; Streptophyta; Magnoliopsida; Ericales; Balsaminaceae
Product: homeobox-leucine zipper protein HDG2-like
Exons: 11
Coding region: 1-2766 (921 amino acids)
Molecular function (GO): lipid binding; DNA binding
Source: RefSeq, a predicted model, not a curated record